This is a messenger RNA of Homo sapiens (human), 5267 nucleotides long. RefSeq names its product steroid 5 alpha-reductase 2 (gene SRD5A2). Gene Ontology annotation, biological process: response to steroid hormone; steroid metabolic process; response to biphenyl. The record is from RefSeq and is a predicted model, not a curated record. Lineage: Eukaryota; Metazoa; Chordata; Mammalia; Primates; Hominidae. The transcript has 5 exons. The coding region runs from base 1009 to 1551 and encodes 180 amino acids. Gene Ontology annotation, cellular component: endoplasmic reticulum membrane; cell body fiber; neuronal cell body. Gene Ontology annotation, molecular function: 3-oxo-5-alpha-steroid 4-dehydrogenase (NADP+) activity; 3-oxo-5-alpha-steroid 4-dehydrogenase activity; oxidoreductase activity, acting on the CH-CH group of donors.
AAUGUAUGUUAAAAUAUUCAAAGAAUAAAGAGGUUUUUUAAAGAAUAGUAGGUUCUAGCACGGCUCAGUUAAAAUAUGGUAUCACUUAGUAAGAAACACUUUCUAAAAAACAAUUUAUAUUAGCCAUAAUUAAGAAAAAAAGGGAUAUUGAAUAAGUCAAAGAGUGGUUUCCAGGGAAGUCUUUCUUUGUCUGGAAAGAUACCAUAGGAUUUUCUGCAGACAGCUUACUCAUUUUUUUCUUGAUUGAAAUCUGGAAAGGAAAACUUGCAAGAAAACAUUCCAUUCUGGACUCGGCAGCAGGUCAAGCCAAAGUGGCAACAUUUGCAGCCUGGAGAUCACACAGUCUGGGAGCUCAAACAUUUAGGCAAUAAAAGCUGAUGGAAGCCAAAAAGCCACGCCACUGGCAUCUGGUGUCAGGGUAGCUGCUGGGGGAGAUCUGGCCAUGGUGGUGGGGCCCAGCCAUAUAAACAAGUUCAGAGGUAGAACUGGAGCUGUGUACUGGGUUGAAGCAUGUCUCUCCUAAAUUCAUGUUUUCUCUAGAACCUUAGACUAUGACCUUAUUUGGAAAUAGGGUCUUUGCGAUGUCAUGCAUUGCUUAACAUUGUGGUUACAUUCUGAGUAAUGUGUUGUUAGGUGAUUUCAUCAUUGUCCAAACAUCAUAGAGUGUACUCACACAAACCUAGACGGUACAGUCUCCUACACACCUAGACCAUAUACUAUAUCCUAUUGUUCCUAGGCUGCAAACCUCUACAGCCUGUUACUGUACUGACUACUGUAGGCAAUUGGGGUACAAUAAUCUAAUGAGACUAUAAUCAUAUAUUUAGUGUGCCAUUGACCGAAAUGUCAUUAUGAUGCAUGACUGUAGUUAAGAUGAGGUCAUACUGGAUUAGGUAGGUUCUAAAUCCAAUGUGACUAGUGUCCUCAUAAGAGGAGAGAAACAGACACAAACACAGGGAAACACCGGGACGAUGGCCAUCUGAAGACAGAGGCAAACAUUGGAGUGAUGCAAUGACAAGCCAAGGAAUGCCAAGGACUGCAAACCAUUGCCAGAAGCUAGGAACACUCAAGACAUUUGUGUACUCACUGCUCAAUCGAGGGAGGCCUUAUCCAGCUAUACUCAUUCUCAGAGGCACUGCCUUCUGCACUGGAAAUGGAGUCCUUCAAGGCUACUAUCUGAUUUACUGUGCUGAAUACCCUGAUGGGUGGUACACAGACAUACGGUUUAGCUUGGGUGUCUUCUUAUUUAUUUUGGGAAUGGGAAUAAACAUUCAUAGUGACUAUAUAUUGCGCCAGCUCAGGAAGCCUGGAGAAAUCAGCUACAGGAUUCCACAAGGUGGCUUGUUUACGUAUGUUUCUGGAGCCAAUUUCCUCGGUGAGAUCAUUGAAUGGAUCGGCUAUGCCCUGGCCACUUGGUCCCUCCCAGCACUUGCAUUUGCAUUUUUCUCACUUUGUUUCCUUGGGCUGCGAGCUUUUCACCACCAUAGGUUCUACCUCAAGAUGUUUGAGGACUACCCCAAAUCUCGGAAAGCCCUUAUUCCAUUCAUCUUUUAAAGGAACCAAAUUAAAAAGGAGCAGAGCUCCCACAAUGCUGAUGAAAACUGUCAAGCUGCUGAAACUGUAAUUUUCAUGAUAUAAUAGUCCCGUAUAUAUGUAAUAGUAGGUCUCCUGGCGUUCUGCCAGCUGGCCUGGGGAUUCUGAGUGGUGUCUGCUUAGAGUUUACUCCUACCCUUCCAGGGACCCCUAUCCUGAUCCCCAACUGAAGCUUCAAAAAGCCACUUUUCCAAAUGGCGACAGUUGCUUCUUAGCUAUUGCUCUGAGAAAGUACAAACUUCUCCUAUGUCUUUCACCGGGCAAUCCAAGUACAUGUGGCUUCAUACCCACUCCCUGUCAAUGCAGGACAACUCUGUAAUCAAGAAUUUUUUGACUUGAAGGCAGUACUUAUAGACCUUAUUAAAGGUAUGCAUUUUAUACAUGUAACAGAGUAGCAGAAAUUUAAACUCUGAAGCCACAAAGACCCAGAGCAAACCCACUCCCAAAUGAAAACCCCAGUCAUGGCUUCCUUUUUCUUGGUUAAUUAGGAAAGAUGAGAAAUUAUUAGGUAGACCUUGAAUACAGGAGCCCUCUCCUCAUAGUGCUGAAAAGAUACUGAUGCAUUGACCUCAUUUCAAAUUUGUGCAGUGUCUUAGUUGAUGAGUGCCUCUGUUUUCCAGAAGAUUUCACAAUCCCCGGAAAACUGGUAUGGCUAUUCUUGAAGGCCAGGUUUUAAUAACCACAAACAAAAAGGCAUGAACCUGGGUGGCUUAUGAGAGAGUAGAGAACAACAUGACCCUGGAUGGCUACUAAGAGGAUAGAGAACAGUUUUACAAUAGACAUUGCAAACUCUCAUGUUUUUGGAAACUAGUGGCAAUAUCCAAAUAAUGAGUAGUGUAAAACAAAGAGAAUUAAUGAUGAGGUUACAUGCUGCUUGCCUCCACCAGAUGUCCACAACAAUAUGAAGUACAGCAGAAGCCCCAAGCAACUUUCCUUUCCUGGAGCUUCUUCCUUGUAGUUCUCAGGACCUGUUCAAGAAGGUGUCUCCUAGGGGCAGCCUGAAUGCCUCCCUCAAAGGACCUGCAGGCAGAGACUGAAAAUUGCAGACAGAGGGGCACGUCUGGGCAGAAAACCUGUUUUGUUUGGCUCAGACAUAUAGUUUUUUUUUUUUUUACAAAGUUUCAAAAACUUAAAAAUCAGGAGAUUCCUUCAUAAAACUCUAGCAUUCUAGUUUCAUUUAAAAAGUUGGAGGAUCUGAACAUACAGAGCCCACAUUUCCACACCAGAACUGGAACUACGUAGCUAGUAAGCAUUUGAGUUUGCAAACUCUUGUGAAGGGGUCACCCCAGCAUGAGUGCUGAGAUAUGGACUCUCUAAGGAAGGGGCCGAACGCUUGUAAUUGGAAUACAUGGAAAUAUUUGUCUUCUCAGGCCUAUGUUUGCGGAAUGCAUUGUCAAUAUUUAGCAAACUGUUUUGACAAAUGAGCACCAGUGGUACUAAGCACAGAAACUCACUAUAUAAGUCACAUAGGAAACUUGAAAGGUCUGAGGAUGAUGUAGAUUACUGAAAAAUGCAAAUUGCAAUCAUAUAAAUAAGUGUUUUUGUUGUUCAUUAAAUACCUUUAAAUCAUGGAUGUUAAGCAGUUUUGUUUGAAUUAAAAUAUCCUGGGACUUCUGGAGAUUUUCACAAGGUAUUGGGGUGUGCUUCCCUGUCCCGCCUGUCCCUCAUUCCCAUUCACCCUGUCUGUAGUGUCGUUUCCUUUCUUCUCUUCUCUCUUCAUGAAAUUAGGGGCUGUGUGCUGGAAAUAAAGAAGUAUGACUUAUACAGCCUCUCAGCCACAAUUCAGAACUACAAGGAAGUACAAUAAAGGUGCAGGAAAACGUCAUGAGGUUAGAUGCCACUCCUGGUGCUGAGGAAUACACAGGGGGAAUGAACACACUUGGUGAAGUAAAUCUUCAGGUGUAGCUUGAGCUCUGUGACAUAAAAGACUUCCAGUUCUCUCCAUGACAUUGAAAACUACCUUGCUUAAGUCCUUUAUUUUACUACCAUGUAAAACAUCCAGGCCGGUCCUUGAGAUGAAAUAAAUAUACAAUAAAUGGCAGUACUCAGUCUCAGGACAAAACCGCCAUUUGGCAAUUUCACUUUUUGCCACAAGAGGGCGCUUUCUAAAAUAGUAUUUAGUCCAACCUUGACUUAAUUAGGUCCAACCCCAGUCCUGUUGCCUGAUCGUGGACCUUUCAAGUUAGCAUGAUCGUGGAACUUCUUAAUCUGAAUAUAGGGUAGAGUAGCGUGAACUCUAUGAAAGCUGAAACCUUCCCUUGAUAAUUCAGGUAUUCUCAGUGUUCUAGGGCUGUUGUGUUCAAUGACAGUUUGUCAUUGUUUAGGGCUAGGAUAUGUAUGUGGAUUAAAUACAGUAAAGGUCUGAACAUGUGCUCAUCUCUAAACAUAUUUCUUCCCACUUUUAAAAAUAGGGUGCAACAAAAUUAUAGUUAAUUGAGGUUUCCAUGGACUGUUUUUUGGCUAAAAUAAUCUAACAGUGUCCUAGCUCACAAGAUACUCUAUCUUGGUCUUGCUGAAGCUUUCACGGAAGAGGCGUUUUCCUGCCAACCUUGAAGAAAAUGUUGAGUUUUGUUUGUUUUUCAGAAUUUAGACUUAAAGAGCUGAAGCAGACCUCAGACAUCAGCUAUUCCUACCACUUCACAUUAUAGGUAGUGACACUGAGACCCACAGAGUUAAAAGGCCUCCUCACAGCUGGUACAGAGCUGGUCAGAGCAGCCAUCUCAUUUUGUCCCUUUGAGGGUCAGAUGUAUGCUUCUUCUGCUUAAGGCACAGCCUUUAGGGCUGCCAUCUGGAUUUCUACAGAGCUCAUGCAGGAGAAAAAUAGCCAGAGCUUAAGUGCUGUUGCAUAGUUCAGUUUAUACACCUAUUGUCCCAUGCCUGUUUGUGUGUGAGGCUUCCCUCGCUCCGUGGGAGCACCAGGCUCAUGCCCUUUCAUAAACCUAUUUGACAGAAUAGAGAGUUUUCCCUCAUUGGUGUAGUCAAGACAACAUGUGUGUUCAGCAUGGAAAAAAGGUUUCAGGUCAUAAACCCCCUUAUCCCUAAUGCUUACUUUCAUAAAGAACAACAGUGGCUCCACUGUAUUCUAAAAGGAAAAAGGAGCUCUAAUGAGAAAUACGCAAUUAAACAGCUAUUUAGGCGGCUUAGACCCUUUCAGGAACAAAUAAAUAAAUCCGUGGUUUUACAACCCUGAAGUUUGAUAAUAGCUCUCUUGGAUUUUUGUGGUUACCUCAUGGCAAUCUCACUAAGAAGCAGGGGAGCAAGCUCUUGGCACAUGAAGGAAUAGGCUCAUGAAGAUUCAUUUCUUUUCCCGCUUGGCCUUUUGGUUCUCUAAUAAGCUGUGAGCUGAGGUCCAUGCAGGGAAAACAAGGAGGGUAACGGCAAAUGUAAAGUGAAUUUUUCUGGAGAAGGAUGCUGAUUAUUUUAUAGCAUCUACACUAUCCUAUGAUGAAAGAGGCAUAGAGCCGGGUGGCAAUGUGAGUUCUUGGGUGAUUUAAUAAGCCAUCGAGUGGAUUUAAUUUCUAAGUAAGACAUUUGUUUAUUCUUUGUACAAGUCCAUGGAGUUGUGAUCUUAAAGAGUUCUGUGUUAUUUGCAUUGUGCCUCAUUUCUCCCCAUCAACCUUAGCUUGAGAUUUGGAUGAAUAAAAUAAAUAACUGGAGAAGGUUAAAGUAUGCACCAA